Messenger RNA from Austrofundulus limnaeus, 3952 nucleotides. RefSeq names its product proline-rich transmembrane protein 3. The record is from RefSeq and is a predicted model, not a curated record. Lineage: Eukaryota; Metazoa; Chordata; Actinopteri; Cyprinodontiformes; Rivulidae. The transcript is spliced from 4 exons. Bases 317 to 3358 code for a protein of 1013 amino acids.
GAGAGAGAGAGAGAGAGAGAGAGAGAGAGAGAGAGAGGUCAGAGCGGAGGGGGCGUAAAUCACUUCACUGGCUCGUGGCUGGAGAACUGGCAGAGGUACAAGGCUGCUGCUGAGGAAACGCUUUCACCUUCACCGCCGGUGGUUGUACACUGCGGGUAGAACCAAAGCGUCGAGCCCGGACCUUUUCUUUUAUUGUCUCGGCAUGUCCUCCUAGUCUCUCUGUCCUGCCGCAGAGGACGCCAUCGGGCAGGAGCCGAAGUGACCAGCAGUGGAAGGAUGUUGUGACGAACAGACUGACAUCACUGCUCGGUGGAACAUGGCUCCCAUGUCUUUCCUGAUCCCAACUUUGCUCCUCUCCUUCCUCCCUCUUUCUAAUGCCCAGACCAUCAUUGGCUCUUCUUCCUCCUUCCCUGCUCUGGACCUGCCGAACAAUUCACCUGCACCCACCAAGCAUACUGUCCGAUUCUGGCCCUCUUUGCCAUCCAGAGGACGCAGUGAUGUUCCCGUCAGAGUAACAGCCCAGGACAAAUUAACAACUAUGAACAUGGUGGAACAGGAGGAAAGGACCAAUCAUCCACCAUCACAGUUCAGUUCUUCUCUUACUUUGACUAUAUCAACACAAAGUCCUAAUAGAGGGCGUACUACAGUCCAGCCAACUGCCUCCAGACCCAGGACUGACACAGCUAGUUUAGCAUUUGGCAGGGAUUUAUCAAAGGUGGAAGCUGCCAAGAAAGGCUUGACACCACCUUUGCCCACUUUACCUUUUGCUGCUGGUGCUGAACCUGCAGAUAAUGGGGAGACUGCAGAGGAAGGACCGGUUAAAGAAGAAGAUGAUGAUUCACAAGGGUUGGGAUCAGGCAGGACUCCAACAGUAGCGUUUGUCAAGCAGGCAUCACCUCAUCGUCUGCCAACAGUUAGUGAUGAAAUGCCACAGUAUCGACCAGAAGCGCAGACCAUGAUAUCCAAAGUUAGUGAUGGAAACCAACCACUUGAAGAUCAGGCUGUGCUGGCUACAACCAGCACGUCUUCAGCACAACACCCCGAGAAAGAUACCACACUGCCCUCUGUGAUAACUCAGCCACCUCUGAAGACACUAGAGUUAACAGACAAAUUAGGAGGGACCAGUCCUUCCACCUCUGCAACAUCAUUCAUCUCUACUGAGAAACAGUCACAGAUGGCAGAGCAACCCGUUCUGGGCCGGACUAGUUUGCAUCCGAACACUUCGACAGCACAAGUGGCCCACACAUCUGCAGCCGCUGAGCUCGGCCCAACGCAGAAGGCAGAUUGGACCACAACAAGUCAAAGCAGCAGAACCACACCAACAGGAAGACAAACAACUGUACAGUUCUCAAGGAGAGGAGCCUUUUCUGUCCUCCCAACUGGUGUUGUUCCUGUCAUCCGAUCAAGAUUCAGCCCCACGUAUCAGGCUGAGAGGAACCACGCUGUUCUCCUUGGACAUCCUUACCAAGCUCCCUAUUCCACUUUGAUCCCAUCUCCUUCCCCCAGCGUGAGUUCUUCAGUAAACGGCACACUUAUUUACUGGGGAGAUCUGAGCCGGACGUUGGCUUUGGCCUGGGAACUUCACGUCUACGGCACAGCGAGCCUCUUUCUUCUUCUGUUUGUUGGAGCUGCCCUCAACCUCAUGCUGUCUCCUGCCACAAACUGUCCUCAUCGCGGCGCCCUGGCACUUGCCAACGGUCUUCUGCUUCUCGUUGGAGGCCUCAGGGCAGUUCUCUUUUUCAUCGACCCCUAUGGCACGCGGAACGUCCUCCCUCGCCCUGCCGUUACAGCCCUCUACAACCUGCCUCUGCACCUGUUGGUGUGGGCGCAGGCAGCUAUGGCACUGCUUGCACUUAAGGUGGCAGGAGUGAGUUUGUUACCGUCUACUUUAGAGCAUCUUCCGCUGGUGGCUGUGCUGACAGUGUUACAGUGCACCCUGCUGUUGGCUGUGGAUCUGUUGUCUCCAGCUCUGUCUCCGGUGGUGCCGAUCACGCUACAGGUCCUGUCCCUGUGUUGGGGCCUGGCACUUUGUUUGGGCUACCUGUGCUACGUGUUUCCACGUAUACGCUGCCCUCCUCUUCCCCACCAUGGAGUCCCCGAAGAAGCCGGGAGGAAGGUUUGGACAGGAAGCCAGAGAACAGGAGUGAUUCUGGGGAGAGUGUUGGUGAUGUGUGCAGUUCUCGGAGCUUUGUGCUGUGGCUUACAUGUCCAUGCUUCUAUGUGGCUUUAUGGAUUGUUAGGAGAUAGGACCCGCUUCAACUGGGGCUGGUGGCUUGUGCACUUCUGGGCUCGGCUCCUGGAACUGGUCUGGGGGUUCUUUCUCCUAAUUCUGGCUUCUUGGUUGUUCUGGAGACCUGUGGGGUGCAGGAGAAGGGAGGAAGUAGGGCAAGCUGGCAGAGCAACAGGUGAACUACCAUCCCCUGGACAGUCUGUAGGCUCCCCACAAAGACAUACAUGCUGGUCCAAGAUAGUCCAAAGCCUGCGGGGGAAGCCCUACAGAAAGUCUGACAGUAAUGGUGUGGGAGGAGGCGCGGUGGAGAUGCCUAACAACUGGGCUGGCCAGGAGCGUCCUGGAGCUGAUAUCAGCAAGAGUCUCAUUAGGAACCAGGACCACGCUCAGAAUGCUGCACAGGCACGCUGCGUCAAAGACAACAAGCACGGACAGAACAACAGUGGCCACUCUGCAGAACGAGACACAACCGAUGAAUCCUCUGGGCCGACGCUGAGGCUGCAGACUCCGGGUCAGCCCCCGCAGCGCUCAGUGAGUGGCAGUCUGGAUCAGGAUCGGGACACUUCCCUGUCAUUCUACGAGUUCGACCUGCGGCCUCCCUCCCCCAUCAACCUGACUCGCAGCAUUGACGAGGCGCUGCACAGAGAACACUUGCUCGAAGGGGGGAGUCUUUUCCAUCCUUUGAACCAGACUUCCCAGUCUCCUUCCCCUGGCUCAGGGAACAGCCAGGGGGCCUGGAUCCGCAGAAACAGCGACCCUCAGUUGCUCUCCGAAAGCAGUGACGCCCCAACAGAGUCCUCCAUGCCACUGGGGGGCAGCAUUCUCAGCAGUGUGCCUAGCAGGCAGGUGACCGCUCCCCCCACGCCAUCUCACCAGGGUCACAGAUGGGCUGGGAACGGCGUAGCCUGCGUACCCUCAUCAGUGUCCUGCCCGGUGUCACUUCAUCCCUCUAGAACAUCAACAGGGAAUCUGGGGGACGAGGAAGUGGAUGACACACGGCCCUUUAUCACCCCAGACUCGGAUCGGGUACGAGGAAGACCAGGGAGGCCAGCAGGAUCACGCAGUUACCUGGAAGUCAGUCGACAUGACGAUUCUGCCAGUGUGAGCAGUGAAAUUAUAGACCUCUGAACCGAACCCUGAACAGUAAGACCAACGACUGCAUUUCAAGCUCACUCAUUUAAUGACUUCUGUGUCAGAUCAGGACUUUCAAAAAAAAUGGAGAAAACCUGUUUCAAAAUUAGUCUUUUUGAAAGAGGAAAUAUACAUUGAUGAUCUAGAUAAUGAGACCUAAACAUUAUUGUCUAGUUGCCUUUUAUAUUGAUAAAGGAUUUACCAAGUGGGGUGUGGAACAGGUUUUCUUAAUAGUUUACUCAUUAAGCAAAACUGGGAAAUAGCACAGACAAGCAGCACACACAAAUUGUUUUCACUCAUCUUGUGCACACAAUCUUUUUGGUCUGGUGUUGAGUUUUCAGGGACCAGAACUACAUGUUUCAUUAGAGAGGCUUUUUAGCAGAUCUGUGCUCAAAACUUGCAAUAGUCAGACAUUUUAUCCUCCCACAACAUAUGAGAUGGAAAAGAUGCUCAGCUCCCAGUAAUGUGAUUACCUGUCCUUUAGGUCCCAUUCUUGUUUUGUCUGGAUGCACUUGUCAGCUUAUCAUUGGUUGUGAAUUUCUUGGAGUUUAUUCUGUUUGCUUUUGUGAUAUAAAGAUGUGCCAUAUGUAA